Equus quagga is the source of this 1367-nucleotide messenger RNA. RefSeq names its product growth differentiation factor 7 (gene GDF7). Gene Ontology annotation, biological process: SMAD protein signal transduction; BMP signaling pathway. Bases 9 to 1367 code for a protein of 452 amino acids. Gene Ontology annotation, cellular component: extracellular region. Gene Ontology annotation, molecular function: cytokine activity; growth factor activity. The transcript is spliced from 2 exons. The record is from RefSeq and is a predicted model, not a curated record. Lineage: Eukaryota; Metazoa; Chordata; Mammalia; Perissodactyla; Equidae.
CGGAGCCCAUGGACCUGAGCGCGGCCGCCGCGCUGUGCCUCUGGCUGCUGAGCGCCUGCCGCCCUCGCGACGGACUCGAAGCGGCCGCUGUGCUGCGAGCGGCGGGGGCAGGGCCGGCCGGGAGUCCCGGGGGCGGCGGCGGUGGCGGCGGGCGGACCCUCGCCGCAGCUGCGGGUGCCUCCACUGGCCCGGCCGCCGCGGCCCCCGGGGCCCGCGCUGCGCGGCGCGCUGCCAGCUCCGGCUUCAGGAACGGCUCCGUGGUGCCGCACCAGUUCAUGAUGUCGCUUUACCGGAGCCUGGCCGGGAGGGCUCCGGCCGGGGCAGCCGCCGCCUCCACCUCGGGCUCUGGCCGCCACGGCCGCGCGGACACAAUCACCGGCUUCGCAGACCAGGCGACCCAAGACGAAUCGGCCGCCGAGACCGGCCAGAGCUUCCUAUUCGACGUGUCCAGUCUUUCCGACGCCGACGAGGUGGUGGGCGCGGAGCUGCGCGUGCUGCGCCGCGACUCUCCGGAGCCGAGCUCCGGCAGCGCGAUUCCCCCGCCGCUGCUGCUGCUGCUGUCCACGUGCCCCGGCGCCGCCAGCGCGCCGCUCCUGCUGCACUCGCGAGCGGCCGAGCCCCUGGACGGUGCGCGCUGGGAGGUGUUUGACGUGGCGGACGCCGUGCGGCGCCACCGCCGCGAGCCGCGCGCCACCCGCGUGUUCUGCCUCUUGCUGCGCGCAGCGGCCGGGCCGGCGCGGGGCCCGCUGGCACUGCAGCUACUGGGCUUCGGCUCGCGGGGUGGAGGCGGGGCCGCGGCGGAAGAGCGCGCCCUGCUCGUUGUCUCCUCCCGCACACAGAGGAAGGAGAGCCUGUUCCGGGAGAUCCGCGCCCAGGCCCGCGCGCUCGGGGCCGCGCUGGCCGCGGAGCCGCCGCCGGAUCCGGGACCCGGCACCGGCUCGCCGACGGCGGUCAUCGGAGGUCGCAGGCGGCGGCGGACAGCGCUGGCUGGGACGCGGGCGGCGCAGGGCAGCGGCGGGGGCGCGGGCCGGGGCCACGGGCGCAGGGGUCGGAGCCGCUGUAGCCGGAAGCCGCUGCAUGUGGACUUCAAGGAGCUGGGCUGGGACGACUGGAUCAUCGCGCCGCUGGACUACGAGGCGUACCACUGCGAGGGCGUUUGCGACUUCCCGCUGCGCUCGCAUCUCGAGCCCACCAACCACGCCAUCAUUCAGACGCUGCUCAACUCCAUGGCGCCCGACGCGGCGCCUGCCUCUUGCUGCGUGCCUGCGCGCCUCAGCCCCAUCAGCAUCCUCUACAUCGACGCCGCCAACAACGUGGUCUACAAGCAGUACGAGGACAUGGUGGUGGAGGCGUGUGGCUGCAGGUAG